This is a messenger RNA of Chlorella variabilis, 1049 nucleotides long. RefSeq lists its product as hypothetical. Gene Ontology annotation, molecular function: carbohydrate binding; isomerase activity. The transcript is spliced from 7 exons. NCBI's taxonomy places the organism in Eukaryota, Viridiplantae, Chlorophyta, Trebouxiophyceae, Chlorellales, Chlorellaceae. The record is from RefSeq and is a predicted model, not a curated record. The coding region runs from base 15 to 1049 and encodes 344 amino acids. Gene Ontology annotation, biological process: carbohydrate metabolic process.
GGAUCGCGGCCUAAAUGGCUGCAGCCAAACCAGCUCUGGCUUGCGCAAAUCCUGCCGCCACCGCCGAGCAGCGAGCGCCCAGAGCCCCUACCGCCCGCUGCCAUCCUCAGGCUCUGCGCCGCACCGCGCCCCCGGGCGCCGCCCACCAGCAACCCCGCCGCCGGCCGCCGCCGCGCCGCCGCCACAUGGCGCUCGCCACCCGGGCCGGCGCCGCCGCCUCCCCAGAUGUGGCAGCCGACAUUUCUGCCCUGAACCAGCAGUUUGGCAUCCCGGGGCGCGUGGAGGUGGUGGCGGGGCUGGGGGGCCUGCCCACGGUGGUGCUCAAGCAUGCGUGCGGGGCGAGCGCUGAGGUGGCGCUGUAUGGCGGAUGCAUCACUUCGUGGAAGCAGGCCAGCGGCGACGAGGUGCUGUACAUGCGUCCCGACUCGCUCAAGGCGCUGGCGGGGCCGGAGCCCAAGGCCAAGCCCAUCUCAGGCGGCAUCCCCCACUGCUUCCCGCAGGCACGCCUGCUUUUCUGCUUUCUUUCUUGCACACAGCGUCUCUCUGUUCAUCGGCUGCUUGUCCUCUGUUUUUUGCUGUGCUGUGGUGGGCGUGCGACGGUGUGUGUGUGUGUGUGUAGUGGCCAUGCUGCUGCUGCUAACACGGGGGACGCCCCCUUUGAGUUCACCGCCGCGCUGCACAGCUACAUCGAGGUGGCGGAUGUGGGAGAGGCGCGGGUGCGGGGCCUGCAGGGGCUGGAGUACCUGGACAAGACCGCCGACCCCGCCAACCCGGUGAGGAAGAGGGAGGAGCGGGAGGAGGUGACCUUUGAGGGCCCCGUGGACAGCGUGUACCUCAAGGCCCGAGACUACGUGGAGCUGGAUGUGGGCACAGGUGCCGGCGGCACCGUGACCACCAACCGCUGGGACGACGUGGUGGUGUGGGCCCCCUGGACCGCGAUGCCCGAAUUCUACCGCUCCUUGGAAAGCGCGCAGUUCAGCAGCCCUGUGCGCCUGAAGCCCGGGGAGCACUGGCGCAGCCAGGCGGAGUGGGCGGUGAAGGACCUGUGA